AUGGCAUUCCCCACGGUAGGCCUUUGCAUUUCAGUUACUCCUUGCUCGGUUCACGUUCUGCAGACUCGUCUACUUUCAGUCAUUAUCCCCCAUGUUGAGAUCGUGAUGGCUAAACCUGUCCUACUGACUCCCGGCGCUGACCCGGGCACCGGCGCAGCGGUUGCGACCAAGUUCGCUGCGAAUACCUACCGUCUCGCCUCGGCCACCCGAAGCCUGCAACAUGAUCUGACUGAUAUAAAUCGCCUAGAGCUGUAUGCCGACCUGAGCAAGUCAGACACCGUAUCAGCCAUCUCCGGAAAGGUCAAAGAGCGACUCGAAGUGCCGAACAGUCGUGCUUAA
This is a messenger RNA of Baudoinia panamericana UAMH 10762, 339 nucleotides long. RefSeq lists its product as uncharacterized. The record is from RefSeq and is a predicted model, not a curated record. Lineage: Eukaryota; Fungi; Ascomycota; Dothideomycetes; Mycosphaerellales; Teratosphaeriaceae. The transcript has a single exon. The coding region runs from base 1 to 339 and encodes 112 amino acids.